AUGAGUGACUGUUUCGAUGUCAUCAUCGCCGGUGCAGGCCCAGUAGGGCUCUUCCUAGCCUGCGAAUUAGCCAUGGCCAACGUCUCGGUCCUGAUCCUGGAAAAAGAGGUGACAUGUGUGUCACCGUGGAAAGAAGGACACUUUGGUCGCCGCGGACUCUUCACACAUGCCGUCGAGGCUUUCCACCGCCGUGGGCUGCUAGAAAAGAUCCUGAAUGGUGGCCCGCGCUUUUCGCAUUUCGGGAAGACAACGGGCUUCAAGUUCGGGGGCCAUUUUGCCGGCAUGAAUCUCAAUGCCAACAAUAUCGAUUUCCAACGCUGGCAAUACCGUUUGCCAGGGCCGUCGUUCAUGCCGGGGGUCUCUUCUCUAGGCCAGAUCGAGGCUGUGUUGACUGAACGUGCGCAGACGAUGGGGGUGCAGAUCCGCAGAGACAUGGCUGUCUCUCAGGUCCAUGACAGUGGAGAGAAUGUAAGAGUCUGGGCAGGGGACCAGUGUUUCGAGGCCCAGUGGCUGGUGGGAUGCGACGGAGGCCGCAGCACAGUACGCAACAUCGCAGGCUUCAAGUUUGAAGGCACCGAGGCCGAGUUCAUAGGCUACACCGCUAAGUGCGAGCUGGACAAGCCAGAGCUACUCGGCCAGGGGUUCUGCCGCACGAAAACAGGCUUGUAUAUCGUGACCGGGCCGGGACACCUGCACGUCAUGGAUUUCGACACCAGCUUCGACCGUUUGCAGCCCAUCACUCGCGAGCACUUCCAAGACGUGCUGCGCCGAGUCUCGGGCACAGAUAUCGGCGUUAACACUCUUCAUCUAGCGUCCUCGUUUACGGACCGCUCGAAACAAGUCACCGAGUAUCGCCGAGGCCGGGUUCUUUUGGCCGGCGAUAGCGCGCAUAUCAACUCUCCGCUGGGGGCGCAGGGACUCAACACUGGGAUUGCCGAUGCCAUUAAUGUCGGCUGGAAACUUGCGGCAACUGUCAAGAACACCGCACCCCCGGGUCUGCUUGAUACCUACCAUGAUGAACGCUAUCCCAAUGCCGCAUGGGUGCUUGAAUGGACCCGUGCUCAGGUUGUCACUUUACGCCCGGAUGCUUAUGGCAAGGCCGUCGCCAACAUUGUGCAAAGCUUGAUCAGCACCGAGGAUGGAGCUAGCUACUUUGCUGACCGCAUGUGGGGGAUUUCGAUGCGCUACGACCUGGGCAAUGCCCACCCGCUAGUUGGAUGUAGUGCCCCCGACUUUGAAUUCGAUGACGGACUACGACUGGCAAACAGAUUGGAGCAAGGGGGUUUUGUGUUGGUUGAUUUUCAGAAUAGUCCGUCUGCUGCGGACUUUGUUCAGUCCUUGGGGCCUAUGGUCCACUACUCUGGAUCUCACGCAAAGCAGACCUUGGGGCUGAAGGCAUUGUUGGUGCGCCCCGAUGGUAUUGUUGUAUGGGCGUCGACGGAGGAGAUGAACCUGGACGCAGUGAAAACGGCCUUGUCGCGUUGGGUGAACCUCGAAGUAUGA
Penicillium alfredii is the source of this 1503-nucleotide messenger RNA. Its product is annotated as FAD binding domain-containing protein. The record is from RefSeq and is a predicted model, not a curated record. Lineage: Eukaryota; Fungi; Ascomycota; Eurotiomycetes; Eurotiales; Aspergillaceae. The transcript has a single exon. Gene Ontology annotation, molecular function: FAD binding. Bases 1 to 1503 code for a protein of 500 amino acids.